GCUAUGAAGUAAAACUUCGGAGGAAAGUCAACAUGAAUGAACGUGCUAGGAUUGCCGAUCUUGAUCGUGAGAAGUCCACUCAAGAUAAAAUGGUGGCAUGUUCUCCAAAUUACCCCACUUCAGGAAAAUGUGAAUUUAUAGGGAUGAAUCACAGGGAUGGUCUGGAAAAGGACAAUAAAAUGGAGCAGAGCUUACUAGAGGAAGGAAAUCAAAUGUGUAAGGAACAAAAAGAAUCAAAAAAAUCCAAAGUAGGGUUUAUGGAUCCUUUGGUCACAAACAACCAAAAGAAAGGUGAGGCCUGGCUUGACCUGAGGACUUCUGAGGAAGAGAGCAAGGGCUGUUCUGGCGCUCUCAACACUGCUCUUGAAGAACUUGCCAAAGUUAGUGAAGAAUUAUGUACCUUUCAAGAGGAAAUUCGAAAGCGGUCUAACCACAGAAGGAUGAAGCCAGAGUCUUUCCUCCAGGAAAUGCCAAAUGUAAUUAAUCUGCCUCAUGGAGACCGCAUGAUCAACAAUGGCCAGUGCAUUCUUCCAAUCAACUUAGAAAAAGAAAAACAGAAAUAUGGAAAGAAUCUAAGUGGUAAUCAUAUUCUCCAAAACAAUUCUAUGCAAAUAUGUGGAAUUGAUGCAAUCAAUAUGCAACAAAAUGAAAGUCCACCACUUCCUCCUCCAAGAAGCACAUCUCGAAAUUUUCCCUGCUCAUAUGCUGAACAAGCCCAUGGAAGUUUAAAGGCAAAUUUAGACCACAACACUUGGGUGGUACCAGAAGGUCAAGGUGAAAGGAACUGCAACCCUCAUUUCCUUCUGAGUCACAAUGAGAUGCCUGUGUGUUGUUUAAAUGAAGGGAAGACUUCAAAAGAUAGCAUCGUGUGUUCUUCUUUGGCACCAGAAGCUAAAACACCUAACAAACCUCUGGGUAAUGAAAAUGCUGGACGUAGCAUGUGGUCAUGUGACAUUGGGAUAGGUGCAAAAAAUAGCCCUUCUGCAUUGUGGUUUCAGAAAACCUGCUCUACUCCCCAUAAACUCAAGUAUGAAAAGGUCAUCCCAGAUCACCCUGCUAAAUCUCAUCCUGAACUUCAUAAGAGCAAUGACUGCUACUCCCCCAUGACGCAGAGCAGUGGCCCAUUUAGAAGUUUCAGCUGUGGCUUUGAACGGACUACAAGGAAUGAAAAGCUGGCAGCAAAGACGGAUGAAUUUAACAGAACCGUAUUUAGGACAAAUAGAAAUUGUCGUGCAAUAGAGCAAAAUCAAAGCUACUCAAAAUCAUCUGAAGGUCUUAAGCCCUCUGAUACCUUAAUUACAUGCACAGGUAACAUAUCAGAAAAUGACAGUGUAUCUGAUAUUCUGAAAACUAGUGCCUACAUACCUGUGCCCAGGGAAAACGUGUCUGAUAAUCCCACCAAAAAAUCCACCACAGGCUUAGUCAGGCAAAUGCAGGACCGCUUGAGUCCUAGCAGUUAUCGAAACAUGCUUCAUGAGCAUGACUGGAGACCAAGUAAUUUGUCUGGCCGACCAAGAUCAGCUGACCCCAGGUCAAAUUAUGGUGUUGUGGAAAAGCUGCUGAAAACCUAUGAGACACCAACAGGGUCUGCAUUGCAAAAUUCUCAAUGUUUCCAGAAUAAUUGGACCAAAUGUAAUUCUGACAUUGGUGGUGGGGCCACGUCAAGUCAGCACUUAGAAGUGCUCCAAAUAGAACAAGAGCUUCAGAGAAAGACAGCUCUGGGUGGGGCACAAGUGAAGCAAGGAGUAGAUUGGAGAAAGAUAACAAAGGAAUCCAUGGCAGUGAAGUCCUCACAAGGAAAAGGGUUUUCCCGACCUGCUAGGCCAGCAAAUCGCCGUCUCCCUUCCAGAUGGGCCUCGAGGUCUCCAUCGGCGCCCCCUGCCUUGCGGAGAACUGCCCAUAAUUACACUAUUUCUCUCCCAUCUGAAGCAUCAAUGGUCUGAGUCUCUGGCCUGAAUUGCUAGAUUACAAAAAGUCCCAGUUGCCAAACAGAGCAUCCUGAGUGUUUGCAACCAAUCCUCUCUCUUCUGUAUCUGUCAAGAUCACUGGGACAAGCAAUUUAAAUCUUACUCCCAUCAGUCUUCAGUGUUUUUAUUCUAUGGAAAAAUUACCUUUCUGUAUUUUGAUUUCUUAGAUCAAAUUUUUUAGUGCCAUCCUCAUUACUUUGCUGAUAUGAUAAGUUGAAACAGUGUAUUAUAUUGUAUAUUCUAACUUUCUUGCAAGUGUCAGAAAGCAAGAUUAUGUGCAUGGUCAUGUGUUUGUAGGUGCAUGAGUUGAAAUAAGACAUAUCUUAGUAUGUAUUUAGAUAAGAAAAACAUAUGUGCUAGUGUUGACUUUGAAAUUAUAACAUGUAUACCUAUACAUUCUUUGUGUUUAUUUAAAAUUUUGAAAAUAUACAGUAAUACUGUUUAUAUUUUGUAUACCUUUUAAUGGGUAUCCACAUAAGGCAUUUGAGAUACAUGUACUAAUUAACCACUUCCUUGGCCCCAAGUACAUUGAAAAAUAAGAAUUAUACACAUCUCUAAUAUUGAUAGAUUUCUAUAUACAGCUCAUAGUUUCUUAAUCCAUAUAAGAUUAAUACCAUUGAUUUCCUUGUUAGCUCUUUUAAGUAAAUUGUCAUAAGUUUUAACAGAUCAGACAUCCAAAGGAAUGAUAAAAUGUUCACAAAGCCUUUUACAUACCAUUUGGUAGUCAAUUAUGGCUUUAACUAUAUACUUGAGACUGCCUUAUAAGCAACGUGAUUAAAUUAGUGCAUUUAUUUUGCCAACUUCAGUAACAAACAUUCCUUAAAGGGAUAUGAAAAGACAUUUAAUUAUGCUGAGUUCUACCUUUUUUGCUUUUAGUUCAUCUGUUUUAUUUAGAGUCACAUAUAUCUAGAGGUCAGUCAUUUACUUUUUGCUUCAAAUCUUUUCCCUAAAAUUAGUAGCUAAAAGGCUGAUUCAUUUUCUUAUUUAACAAGGAAAAUCGAGAACAACAUUUCGCUGACAGCUAAAUUAUAUUGUAUUUCUUACAGUAUGUGACAUUAAAAAGAAAGCCUUAAACUAAACUUUGGCAUCUUUGAGUAGCUUAAGGGAUGGAAAUACAUAUUUUGGCCACAAUUUGCAUAUAGAAAACAUAUUAAAAUCUAUAUUGAUAACUGACAGAAAUGUGAAUGUUGAGGUGCUUGAAAUUCUACUAGGAAGACCUUAGCGGUAACUUUGCUUUCCACUGUCUCUAUAUAAAACCAAUUUUGUUAUUAGAUAUUACAUAAAUGUAAACUUUUCUUUUAACUACCAAAAAAAGUUAGGAAAUUCUUAUAAAAAAAGUUUUCAGAGACUUCUUAUAAUAUAGUCUAACAACUUAGAGAAAUUCACAUCAUUAUGUACCGUAACUUGAGAUAAACUAAAUAAUUUUCAAAUCCCAGAUUGCCUUAAAAGGCUCACGACUGUUGCGUGGUGAGGGACAGAUCAUCCUUUCCAAUAAGAAAAGUGUUCAGGAGUUGAGCUGAAUUUAACUUCUAGCAUGUGAGUUUGGAGCAGAUGGUAAGUAAGGUAUAGAGAUCGACUCUUAAUUAUUUGUCCUUCAGGAGUAUCUUUUUUCCAUAGAAGCCUGUCAGAAAAGUAACCUUGACAUCAAAUGGUGUCACUCAUGUAGUAUACUUUCCAUACAGUUGGGAGACUGGCAUAAAAUGAUAGAUCUGUUAGGAAAAUGCUGCUAUGUGUAGCAUUGGAGUCUGCCCAAGAACCAUGCCACAUAUUUACUCAUUCUUCAACAUCAUUCUACCCUAAGUAGUAUGAUGUGUAUCUGUGGUUCUUACAUUUAACUACAAGUCAGAAUGUUGAAGAUCUCUUUUAAAAAUUAAAUUCCUACUCAAACCCCACAGUUACUAAAAUUGAAUUUGCAGGGGUGAGAACAGGGACUCUGAAAUCUUUAAUAAAACAAAGUAAAACAUUUGAUGAUUAGAGAAAUUUGGAAGUAGUGGCAUUUACUGAUACCCUAACGGAUGGGUACUAUUGGAUAGUCAAACAUUACUUCCCUAGGACUUGGCCUUUGUCAUUGGUAAAUUGAAAGAGUUGUAUUAUCAGACUUCAUAAUUCUAAGUCACUUUUUUGAUGACCAUUAUAAUGAAACAGUGGGACACAUCUUAAUUUAUUAUAUUGACUAAAAUCAUAGAAUAUUAGGACUGAAAAAAAGACAUCUCCUCCAACUCUUGAUUGUAAAAAUGAAGAAACUAAACAGAUUAUUUGAAUGUCCUGUUUUCUCUUUUAAAAUAUUUUGUAUUUUUAAUGGAAAACCCUAUCAGGUAAAUGGAAAUUAUCCUUGAAAAAUAUUUUUGAUGUAUUGUGAUUUUUAACCAAUAGUUUUUCUACUUUGGAUGAGCAUUUUCCUCUCAAUAAUAUGCACUUCAUUAUGCCAUUAUUGCUGAAUUUGAGGGACUUGUGAACAUUUUACAAAUAUUUAAUUAGAAGCAUUUGUGUUAAUGGACAUCUUCUCUAUCCCAGAAAAAGGUCUUAUAAUAUUUCAUCUAAGGAUUACUGAUUUGGGUUGAUCUCAGAAAGGAGUAAGCAGUGAAGAGAGAGUUUCUCUGUGCACAGGCAGACUUGUCUGUUUCCUUGCUAUUUAACUUACUAUACAGUGAGACCUCACUUACCAUGACAGAUAGGUUCUUGGGAACUGGUUAAGUGAAAUUACAUAUAAUGACACCAGGCCCUUGAGUAAUGUAGUUUUGUUCAACGGAAUUCUUUUCUUAUCAACAUUAAAACUUAACAAUGUUAUUUCAGGGCCUACUGUAUUACCUUAUGUCCAAAGCCAAAUAUAAAUACUUUUAAUAAUUCACUUUAUCAAAAAUUAUUCAUAACUUCCAUUAGUUUUUGCAUAGACAGUACAGAUGACCAGUUACAAGCAUCACAAAAUAUGAUUUAGUAUUAUUAGAGGAUUUAGCCAGGCUCCAUGGCAUCUGUAGAAAAUUUCUGGACCUAAAAGUGAGAAUCUGUUUCCAUAAAAUAAGAAUCUUUUAAAAAUUAUUUUACAUACAUUUGUUGAACAGCAACUACUUGAUGUUGAAAUCUUCAGCCAUUGGAAGCUAGCAUGUAAAACAGGCAUGGAAACACCUGCUGUGGCAUCUGUAUACACUGAGAACAUUUUGAUUUCCUGAAGUGAUCUCCAGUAAAGGUGAGAGCUGUGUACAUUCUAAACUCAAUUAUGUGCACAUUUCAACACAACUUCUCCCAAAAUGUCUCUAGAUAGUGGAAAAUAAAAGCAAAACCUGAUAUCCUGCAGCUGACCACCUACAACCCAAUGUUUUUCAUACAGUGAUAUUACUUUGUACCUACUAAACUGCUAAUGGAGUCUAAGUUUUGAUUGAAAAGACAACUUAACUCCAUACUUUGUACUGAUAGGAUGAAAUUAGCUAACAAUUUUAGGCAAGUUUAUAUUUUCAUUUUACUACUAUUUUGCUUCCAGUUCUGUAUUUUUAAUUAGCAAGUACCUUUAUUGGAAUGUAUGACUAUGACUUAUUUAAUUUCCUGGAACCCAUAAAAUAUACCCCUUCAAAAAAACUGAGCUUCAUAAAGUAAAAAAUUAAAACAAAUUUAAAAAAAGAUUCAAGAGAGGAUUCUUCAGGCAAGUGCCAAAGAUAACUUCUACCCAACAUUUUUUAC
Molecule: messenger RNA, 5639 nt
Organism: Talpa occidentalis (Iberian mole)
Lineage: Eukaryota; Metazoa; Chordata; Mammalia; Eulipotyphla; Talpidae
Exons: 4
Coding region: 33-1943 (636 amino acids)
Source: RefSeq, a predicted model, not a curated record